UAUGUCAGAUGACUUUCUCGUUUAUUAUGCUUUGUACACCCUACCAUCAUCAUACGGACCGUUUAAAAUCUCUUACAACACACAUAAGGAAAAAUGGUCUAUAAAUGAUUUAAUGACCAUAUGUGUUCAAGAAGAAGGUAGAUUGAUGAUGGAAAUGGGUGAAAGUGCCAUGCUGGCUACGGCACGUGAGAAGUCUAAAUCUGGCAAAUCUCGAGGUUCCACUUCUAAGGCUAAGGGGAAAGGAAACAUUCUACCUCAAGCUGACAUAAAGAAGGUGCAUAAGUGUUUCUUCUGUAAAAAGAAGGGACACAUGAAGAAAGACUGCAUCAAGUAUAAGAAGUGGGUCGAGAAGAAAGGGAAUGCAAAAUCUGAGGAAGCCGGUGGGAAAUGAACGGACCAUCUUAUCAGGAAACAAGAUGGGAUCACAAGUGGAAGCUAUUGGAACAUGCAAACUUGUUUUAAGUAGUGGUUUUGUUUUGUUUUUGGAAAAGACAUUUUAUGUACCAAGUUUCUCUCGAAACUUGGUUUCAGUUUCGAGACUUGUACCAAUGGGGUUUUCCUUUAAUUUUCAAGACAAGCGUUUUGAUAUUUUUAA
Messenger RNA from Ipomoea triloba (trilobed morning glory), 595 nucleotides. RefSeq lists its product as uncharacterized. Bases 2 to 391 code for a protein of 129 amino acids. Lineage: Eukaryota; Viridiplantae; Streptophyta; Magnoliopsida; Solanales; Convolvulaceae. Gene Ontology annotation, molecular function: zinc ion binding; nucleic acid binding. The transcript has 2 exons. The record is from RefSeq and is a predicted model, not a curated record.